Messenger RNA from Colletes gigas, 1228 nucleotides. It is a transcript of the gene Task6, whose product is annotated as two pore potassium channel protein sup-9. Gene Ontology annotation, molecular function: potassium ion leak channel activity. Lineage: Eukaryota; Metazoa; Arthropoda; Insecta; Hymenoptera; Colletidae. Gene Ontology annotation, biological process: stabilization of membrane potential; potassium ion transmembrane transport. The record is from RefSeq and is a predicted model, not a curated record. The transcript has 5 exons. The coding region runs from base 122 to 1228 and encodes 368 amino acids. Gene Ontology annotation, cellular component: membrane.
CCGAGCAUCAUCGAGAACGGAAAGGGGUCGUCAUGGGCCCGGCACACCAAAUCGUAGCCCACUGAGCGAUGCAAGUAGUUAGGGCCGGGGCCCUGCUAGUGAGCAUGUGGCUCACUAGAGAAUGAAGAAACAAAACGUCCGGACCCUAUCGUUGAUCGUCUUCACGUUCACCUACCUCCUCGUCGGCGCUGCAAUCUUCGACGUUCUCGAGUCCGAGACGGAGAAACGACGCAAGGAAGCAUUGGACGCCAUUGAAAAGAUGGUUAUACGCAAAUACAAUAUAAGCGAGGACGACUUCAAGAUCAUGGAAACAGUGGUGCUGAAGACGGAACCUCACAAAGCCGGUCAACAGUGGAAAUUCGCCGGGGCGUUUUAUUAUGCGACCACGGUCCUCACGACUAUCGGUUACGGACAUUCGACGCCGAACACCAUAAGCGGUAAGCUGUUCACGAUGUUCUACGCGAUCGUCGGAAUCCCGUUAGGACUCGUAAUGUUCCAGAGCAUAGGAGAGCGUCUGAAUAAAUUCUCGUCCGUCGUAAUACGGAACGUAAAACAGCUUCUUAACUGUAAGGAUGUCCAGGCCUCAGAAAUAAAUCUUAUCUGCGUGGUGACGACCUUAUCUUGCUUAACAAUUGCGGGAGGUGCCGCAGCGUUCUCUAGGUACGAAGGGUGGUCGUAUUUCGAUUCCAUUUACUAUUGUUUCAUCACCCUGACGACGAUCGGCUUCGGUGACAUGGUCGCGCUACAAAAGGAUAACGCGCUGGACAACAAACCCGAGUACGUGAUGUUCGCCCUGAUAUUCAUUCUGUUCGGCUUGGCCAUCGUCGCCGCCUCCCUCAAUUUAUUGGUGCUGAGAUUCGUCACCAUGAAUACAGAGGAUGAAAGGCGAGACGAGGCUGAGGCUCUACAGGCUGCGCAAGGAGCAGUGCGCCUGGAGGGCGACGUAAUAACGGCGAACGGCUCGAUACUGUCGGGCCAAGUAGGCAACCACGGUGACACGAUAUCGCUGGACGACGAGACGUCGAUCUGCAGCUGCCGCUGCAGCGGCUUCCAGAAGAAACGACGGAGACCGCGGUUCACGGUUCGUCGCUCGCCCGGUAAGAUCUCGCACCUGCUGCCGAUGCAGCAGCUGCCGACGUUGAAUAUGCGCAGUGAGCUGCAUCCGCCACCGCCGCUGACGCCGUUGCUGCAACUGCCGCCGUUGUACCAACAUCGGGCCAGCAUCUGA